Molecule: messenger RNA, 2198 nt
Organism: Vanrija pseudolonga
Lineage: Eukaryota; Fungi; Basidiomycota; Tremellomycetes; Trichosporonales; Trichosporonaceae
Product: DnaJ 1, mitochondrial
Exons: 6
Coding region: 112-2115 (667 amino acids)
Biological process (GO): protein refolding; response to heat
Cellular component (GO): cytoplasm
Molecular function (GO): ATP binding; heat shock protein binding
Source: RefSeq, a predicted model, not a curated record
GCAAAAGCGACGACAUCAAGUUUCAUCUCGCAGACCAGACAGCGAGACGCACACUCUCUGCUCUCAUACACACACCACUCACACACACACACUGUAGCCAUAACAUACACCAUGCCACCUAGAGUACCCACACGCGCAUUCUCAGCACUCUCGUCCCUCUCUCAGCCGGCCGUCGCGAGCUCAUCGGCGCCUCCGACCAGCCGCAAUUCCCAACCCCGAUCGACGUCGCCACAAUGGCGCUCGCGGCGCUCGCUGCACACGGCCACGGCGGCGCCAGCGCGCCCGUCGACCGUCGCCAGCUCGUCCAAGCACUCCAUGAGCUCGGCAGCGCGCUCGCGCGCGUUCCACGGCUCGUCGGCCAACAGCGCCGAACACAAGAACCCCUACGAGACCCUCGGCGUGGCCAAAGACGCCAAGGCAGGCGACAUUAAGAAGGCCUACUAUGCUCUCGCCAAGAAGUGGCACCCCGACUCGAACAAGGAGGAGGGCGCCGCGGAAAAGUUCCACGAGAUCCAGGCAGCCUACGAUAUUCUCUCCGACGACACAAAACGCCAGGCCUACGACCGGUACGGCUCCGCGUCGACGCAGGAGGGCUUCGACCCGGACAUGUUCUCGCGUGCCGGCGCGGGCGGCUUCGGCGGCUUCCAGGAUUUCGGCGGCGCGUUCGGCGGGCGGGGCGGCAACGCCGGCGACCUGUUCGAGCAGCUGUUCGGCAGUGCGUUCGGCGGCGGCGCGCCCUUCGGCGCUGGCGGGCCGGGCGGUGCGGGGCCGCGCGCGCGCCAGGUCCGCGGCGACGACCUCGAGUCGAACAUCACGCUCAGCUUCAACGACGCGUGCGCGGGCGUCACGCGCAAGGUCAUGAUCACGCCCGUGGUCGACUGCAAGCCGUGCCACGGCUCGGGCCUCAAGCCCGGCGAGAAGAAGGCCACCUGCGGCACCUGCCGCGGUACGGGCCAGCAGGCGUUCCAGGUCCAGGGCAUGUUCAUGGCUUCGACGUGUCCCACCUGCGGCGGAACGGGCUCUGUCAUCCCCCGCUCGGCGCGCUGCGACUCGUGCGACGGCGUCGGACGGGUCAAGGAGCGCAAGGAGGUCGACGUCGAGAUCCCGGCUGGCAUCGAAGACGGCAUGAAGAUCAAGAUUCCUGGCGCGGGCGACAUGCCCCUCUCGGCGCAGGGUCCCCCCGGCGACCUGUACGUCCGCGUCAACGUCAAGCCGUCGAGCGUCUUCCGCCGCCAGGGUACAAACCUCUACCACGAGGCCAAGGUGCCCCUUCAGACGGCCCUCCUCGGCGGCCGCGUGCGUGUCCCCACGCUCGAGGGCGACGUCGAGGUCCGUAUCCGCGAGGGCACCCAGUACGGCCAGGAGGCGGUCCUCAAGGGCCGCGGUGUCAAGUCUCUGUACGGCCGCAAGGGCGAGCGGGGUGACUUGAUUGUUUCAUGGAAGAUCCAGAUUCCGAGAACCCUUACUUCCACCCAGAAGAAGAUCUUCCAGGCGUACGCCGACGAUGUUGAGGGCCGCAACCCGCACAUCUCGUUCGGCGACAAGGCCAGCACCAGCUCGUGGACCGAGCCUCCUCAUCCCGACAAGCCGCGCUCGCCCAAGUCUGCCGAGGACUGCGACGAGCACGACCACGACACGGUGAGCGGCAAGAUGGCGCACGCGUUCGGCAGCGCCGUCGGAUGGGCCGAGCGCUUCCUCGGCGGCAAGCACGACGGCAAGCCCAAGGAGCAAGCCAAGUGGGAGCGCAAGCUGCAGCCCGAGGGACAGGAGCUGGGCCGCAAGGCGCCCGAGCCGACCGACGCGGAGAAGAAGGCCGAGGCGGACAAGGCAGCAGCGGAGAAGAAGCCCGCGGCGUCAGCAGCCGAGAGCACCGACUCCAACGCCGCAUCCUACGCCAAGCAGUCGGCGUUCGAGGCCGCGUCGUCGGCUUCCGAGUCCAAGGCUGCCGCCGCCGAGUCCAAGGAGUUUGCCUCCGAGGCCAAGGGCGCCGCGUCCGAGGCUAAGAAGGCCACGGAGGAGCUCAAGGCCGAAGAGGCCGAGCUCAAGGCUGAGGAGGCCAAGUUUGAGGCCGAGCGGAAAGAGGCCGAGGCCGACAAGGACAAGAAGAAGAAGUAGAGGGGGGUUAGACAUCACCACUCGCCAUUUAUCAUAAAAGUGCCUCGACUAUGGUACAGCAUAUGCAUCGAAUCCCCGCAUCA